AUGGCGACCGCGACGCAGGCUCUGCGGGGCCCGGGAGCGGAGCGAAGGGGAAGGAUGCUAACACUGCGCCGACGCCGGGACGAACGGACCGGAAGAACUCCCCGCUACGACCUCAUCCGCCGGAAGCGCCCGCUGGCUGGAGUCACGUGUCUCUUCUCGCUGCUGGCGUUUGCGCAGGGCCUGGUCUGGAACACCUGGGGCCCCAUCCAGAACUCGGCGCGCCAAGCCUACCACUUCUCCAGCUGGGACAUCGCGCUGCUGGUGCUCUGGGGGCCCAUCGGCUUUCUGCCCUGCUUUGCGUUCAUGUGGCUAAUGGACAAGAGAGGUCUUCGGAUCACGGUGCUUCUGACGUCCUUCCUCAUGGUUUUGGGAACUGGUCUCAGAUGCAUACCCCUGUCAGACUUAAUGCUUAAAAGAAGACUGAUCCACGCAGGACAGUUGUUAAAUGGGUUGGCAGGCCCAACGGUGAUGAACGCAGCUCCCUUCCUCUCCACGACGUGGUUUUCUGCCGACGAGCGGGCCACCGCCACAGCCAUCGCGUCCAUGCUCAGCUACCUGGGCGGGGCGUGUGCGUUUCUGGUCGGCCCCCUCCUCGUCCCGGCUCCGAACGGGACGGCUCCUCUUCUGGCAGCGGAGAGCAGCAGGGCCCACAUCGAAGAUCGCAUAGACACUGUGCUGUAUACAGAAUUUGGAGCUGUAUGCUUGAUUUUUGCUGCAACGUUAGCUUAUUUCCCGCCCCGGCCUCCUUUCCCUCCCAGUGUUGCUGCAGCUAGCCAGCGACUGAGCUAUCGGCGGAGCUUUUGUAGAUUAUUAAGCAACUUGAGAUUUUUGAUGAUUGCUUUAGCUUAUGCCAUACCACUUGGUGUAUUUGCCGGCUGGUCUGGAGUUCUGGAUUUAAUUUUAACACCAGUGCAUGUGAGCCAAGUAGAUGCUGGCUGGAUUGGAUUUUGGUCCAUAGUUGGAGGCUGUGUUGUUGGGAUAGCCAUGGCAAGGUUUGCGGACUUUAUCAGGGGCAUGCUGAAGCUCAUUCUUCUCCUCCUGUUUUCCGGGGCCACACUCUCGUCCACGUGGUUCACCCUGACCUGUCUAAACAGCAUCACUUACCUGCCUUUAAACACAGUGACGUUGUACGCCUCCUGCAUUCUCCUGGGAGUGUUUCUGAAUAGCAGUGUACCUAUAUUUUUUGAGCUUUUUGUGGAAACUGUCUACCCAGUUCCUGAAGGAAUUACUUGUGGAGUUGUCACUUUUUUAAGUAAUAUGUUCAUGGGAGUACUUCUGUUUUUCCUCACAUUUUAUCACACAGAGUUGUCUUGGUUUAACUGGUGCCUGCCCGGGUCGUGCUUGCUCGGUCUCCUCCUCAUCGUGUGCUUCAGGGAGUCCUACGACAGGCUCUAUCUGGACGUGGUCGUGUCCGUCUAACAGCAGACGUGGCGCCGGACAGACGAGGACGCCCGGUGAACUGCGCAUGUGCGUGGAAUUAAUUGCACGUCCGACUUGGAAGGGGAGAGAAGAGCCGAGAAACUGCACUGAGAGGUUUUGUCAGGCUGCAGAUGACCACAUUGACUACCGCUCGGUAAUGUCGCGGGACUUGCGUGCUAAUGAGUGCUUUUGUAAACCUGCCUCAGUGGCAUUACGAUGCCUGAUUCUCGGGUUGUUGGAAGUGUGAUGUCUUACACAGAAAAUACUACCUGAAUAAUCCCCUCCCUGUUUUGUGCCUGUGCUAAACUACUGAUGGAUUCGUUCUGAUUAUGCAAAGAAAUGAAGAGUAUCUAUGAUAGGAAGAUACCUCCUUCCCCAAGUCACAUAUCAGAAUAGAGAGACAUGCUACUAACUUCUAAAGAGAUUGAACCUUGUCAAAGAUUUUAGUUAGAAAAGAGCGCAGAGGCAUGUGAAUGACAGGAAGUAGCCACGUGUACACUACAUUUUUUUCUAAUAAAGCCAUUUCUUAUGCGA
Messenger RNA from Echinops telfairi (small Madagascar hedgehog), 1953 nucleotides. RefSeq names its product solute carrier family 49 member 4 (gene SLC49A4). Lineage: Eukaryota; Metazoa; Chordata; Mammalia; Afrosoricida; Tenrecidae. The transcript is spliced from 10 exons. The coding region runs from base 1 to 1419 and encodes 472 amino acids. The record is from RefSeq and is a predicted model, not a curated record. Gene Ontology annotation, cellular component: membrane; intracellular membrane-bounded organelle. Gene Ontology annotation, molecular function: transmembrane transporter activity. Gene Ontology annotation, biological process: transmembrane transport.